Aspergillus ibericus CBS 121593 is the source of this 2810-nucleotide messenger RNA. Its product is annotated as putative Avl9 protein. Gene Ontology annotation, cellular component: cytoplasm. The record is from RefSeq and is a predicted model, not a curated record. Lineage: Eukaryota; Fungi; Ascomycota; Eurotiomycetes; Eurotiales; Aspergillaceae. The coding region runs from base 183 to 2525 and encodes 780 amino acids. The transcript is spliced from 10 exons.
ACUUGGCCUAGCGAUCCCUCCCUCCAGUCUUGCAUUAAUUGUCGUCGUCCCUUCGUCCCACGUGAGGCGACGUCCAUUUUAUUGGGUUCUCUUCCAGGAGGGGCUUCCUCCUUUUCCUUGGUGGAAAUUGGCUUGGAACGUGUCACUUUCCAGUCCCCGUUUUCUAUGACAGUCCCCACGCCAUGUCUCGCAGCCGCAGUGGUCAGGAGCCCAUUGUCAUGGUUAUAGAUUUUCACCAUGCAAGGGGCCCCGAAAUCGAACUAUGCUUUGGAGACGAUGGAAGCGACCCCGUUGCGGAGAAUGACUGGUCCUUGUUGCCAUUUAUGGCCCUAUCUGAUGGAGCGCAUAUGUCCACCGAGGAAUUCUCCUACUUCACUGUGCGGCGAAAGGAGACGGCCACCGAACCCGCAACGUCACUUUUCGGUAUUGCUUGUUCGAGACAGAUCGACUCUAACCUCCUUGUAUACCGGCCUCCGGAUGUCACGAGAUCUACGGUACAAAAGGCGGUGGUUGUGGUGACCGACAGUCCUCGAAGCCUGGGACAGCUGAGAGAGAAACUGUCCGUCGUGACUUCGGCUUGGUUUGCGCAACGGGACUUUUCGGACAUUGACAUUCUGAAGAAAUUCAGAGAAGGUCUAGUGAUCAGCUUGAAGAAGGAUGAGGGGUCGAAAGACCAGAAUUUAGGGCUCUCCCUGCGGGAGAUGAUCCAUGAGUUCAAGUAUCAAACCCUAGUCCUGUUCAAGGCUUUGCUUCUACAGCCUAAGAUGCUCUUCUUCGGCUCCAGGUGCGAGCGGCUGUGCAUGAUCCAAUUCUCUCUUGUCUCUCUGAUUCCGGGACUUAUGAAUAAGUUACAGGACUGUGCCGACCCAGCAUUCGACACCUAUGCACAGACUGUGGAACAACCAACCUCUCUAAAGACUAGUGAUCGGAGUUCUUUAUUGGCUUAUAUGGGCCUGCCCCUGCAGAUUUUCGGCAAGGGAAGCAUGUUUGGGCCUUACACGCCUUUGCAGCAGCUGGAUCUGCUGGCAGAUUAUGGAACAAAGUCGUAUGUUGUCGGCUCGACGAAUUCGCUGCUGUUGCAGCAAAAAGAUCGCUAUAGCGAUAUUCUAGUUAAUCUUGACGAAGAUACCAUUAAUAUCUCAUCUCCCACUCUCCGGAGUGCUCUAGCUCUUUCUGUCGCAGACAGACGCUGGAUUGACCUUCUCACGCAAAUAAUCAACGACACCUGGGACGAGGCGCAUCCGGAGCAGCCUAAGACGCACGGAUACAUGGGAUCGGAAGAAUUCAUUCGACUCCAGUUCGAAGAAUACCUCUUGGCCCUGCUUGCUUGCAUGCAAUAUCAUGAAGAACUUAACUCCUUCAACGCCGAUGACUUGGGCCGGAGGAGCCGAGCGCAUCUGGAAGCGUUCAACAUUGAAGGUGACCCCGCAUUAGAGUUCAAUACGGAAUUCCUGGCGCAGUGGAGGAACACGCCUAAUUAUUCCCUUUUCAAGCGCCUGACCUCUGAUGCACUUCUUUUCUCGAUCGUCGAACCUCGUCAUCCAUGCGCAGGAGGGCUGACCAUCGACGAUGUUCAACGACGUCUGUCCCAACAAGUCGCGGAACUUCACUUGGACGAAAGGGUUCGCGAAAGUCGCGAGGCCCUGAACCGACAUAUUUCUACUGGGCAAAAGAAAGUAAGUGCAGCGUUCAACAGCUUCUGGGCCGAUAUCGAGUCCAUGCGGGAGGCUCAGCGCAAGAAGAAUGAAGAGAAAGCCACACAGUCGCAGCGAUCAUCAUUGGAUAAAGGAUCCCGAAAUUCACCACCCUUCUCGCCUUCCGAUUCAGCAUCAAUACACUCAAUUGGAGGCUCUUCUUGGUUCUCUGGGCGUAAAGCUCCUGCUGUGGACAUUACUCAGGCACAGGCAUCCGUGAGCGCGGCGGGCCAGAAAGCGGGUGCCUACCUCAGCUCAUGGGGUUCUUGGGCAAGUGAAAAGCGAAAGGAAUGGCAGGAGAAGAGGGCUACACCGGCGUCACCGCCUUCCGUCGCUUCGCCAUCCGCUUCGGCCGUGACGGAGACCGGCGAGACAGACAGAGGAAGACGGCGCUCUAUGCAGUCUCGUCGUAGUGAAGAUUCCACAAUCUCCCGCAGUGGAAGCAGGAGAAAGCGGUGGAGCAAUAUACUCCUGCGGCGGGAAAGCGGCGAAUUUAGCUCUGCCUACAGGAAAGAUGACGAGAGCAGCAACAAUGGCGAACAGGAUAAUCUGUACUCGAGAUCGCCCCUGUCGCGUACGGCGUCGGUUCGUGACGACGACUAUGCCACACCAGCAACCAAACAACCUAGCGAACCAAUAACUCACUCCGAAGCCGAACCCAACGAGCCGGCAGCUACUCCGGCAGCGAAUUCUACGCUAUCGGCUCUCGAAGGACCCGAGGCCUCCCACACCAAGGAAGAGGAAGAUCAAGCCCAGGGUACCUCCUUGCAACCAUCUCCUGACAUCAAGGAGGUGCCCCCAGAACUGGCCGAGCCGCAUGCAGAGAAAUAAAUCAAUACUCUCAAGACAACUUAAUCACCUAGGCGAGUAUGGGCCCAUCUAUUACCUUCGAAUUGUGUGAUUAUAUAGUAACAGAUCUUCUUCCACCUUGUAUGUAUGCCCACACUUCUGUCAUGACAGGCUCUCCCUUUGUGUUACAUUGAUACCGAAGAGGACAGCAACAACGCCUGCCUGUACGAUGCGAUCUACAACGUCAUGUAUGCUUUCGAUCUCACAGAUAUAUAGCCAGCUAAUCCUUUUUGAUACCAUUAUAUAAAUAAUAAUACCAGUUAAUAC